Terrapene triunguis (Three-toed box turtle) is the source of this 696-nucleotide messenger RNA. RefSeq names its product LSM3 homolog, U6 small nuclear RNA and mRNA degradation associated (gene LSM3). The coding region runs from base 53 to 361 and encodes 102 amino acids. Gene Ontology annotation, cellular component: P-body; precatalytic spliceosome; catalytic step 2 spliceosome. The transcript has 4 exons. Gene Ontology annotation, molecular function: RNA binding. The record is from RefSeq and is a predicted model, not a curated record. NCBI's taxonomy places the organism in Eukaryota, Metazoa, Chordata, Testudines, Emydidae. Gene Ontology annotation, biological process: mRNA splicing, via spliceosome; P-body assembly.
CCCCGAGGGGCGGCGGAUUCGCGCGAGAGGAGGCGGGGCUCGCGUUUGAAAGAUGGCGGACGAAGUGGACCAGCAACAAACAACAAAUACUGUAGAGGAGCCACUGGAUCUGAUCAGACUCAGUCUAGAUGAACGAAUCUAUGUGAAAAUGAGGAAUGACCGAGAACUUCGAGGCAGAUUACAUGCUUAUGAUCAGCACUUAAAUAUGAUUUUGGGUGAUGUUGAAGAGACCGUGACAACAAUAGAGAUUGAUGAGGAAACCUAUGAAGAGAUUUAUAAAUCUACCAAGAGGAAUAUUCCAAUGCUCUUUGUCAGAGGUGACGGCGUUGUGCUCGUAGCUCCUCCAUUGCGGGUUGGCUGAAACCAUAAAGGAUUUUCCCUGGUUGGAAAGCUGCUCGCUUUGAGAUAAGGCUCCUGUUCAGAUCACACUUCUGUGCAAAACUCUGUGCAUAUUUUUAUAUGAUAUUGUUGGUUUGUGUUUUGUUUUUGUUUUUUUGCACCUGCUUGGCUUGUGGAUCAUUGGAAAUAACCGACAAAAAUGAUGAAAGGAUGGUGUGAGACAGUUUAGUUUUCAAGGAGUAAAUUUAAAUGCUAUAAUACAGGUGUCUGUCAAAUCAGUAAAUUAAUCUUUUCAGUUUUACAAUCUUGGCAAUUGCUGAGUUCUAAUUUUUUAAUAAAUAUGGUUUAUCUUUUGGA